GUCACAGCCGCCGCCAUGUCGCGGUGUUGUUUGCGUGCCGGCUCGGGAACGAUGUUGUUGUUUUUGUUGUGUUGGGGGUCUUUUCGGUGGACGGUUGUCGCGGCGGAGGUCGCGGAGGAGGUGGGCAGCUGCCAUAACCUGAGACUCGGACAGUAUUUGUGUCAGGAUCCCAAGAUCGACGAGGUGACUCAGGAGCCCCAAAACUGCCGAGACGCCCGCGCCUGGGUGGAGUGUCUCCCGGCUCCAAACGUCACCUGUCGCCUGUCCAACGGGACGCAAUUCCACUUCAGCGGGAAGGAGGUGGGCUUCAAUCGCAGCAUUCCCUGCCGGAACGUGAGCGGCUACUCGUACAAGGUGGCGGUGGCGUCGUCGCUCUUCCUGGGCUGGCUGGGCGCCGACCGCUUCUACCUGGGCUACCCUGCGCUCGGUGUGCUGAAGUUCUGCACGGUGGGCUUCUGCGGCAUCGGCACGCUGGUGGACUUCAUCCUGGUGGCCAUGCAGAUGGUGGGCCCGUCGGACGGCUCCGACUACAUCGUGGACCACUACGGCGCCCGCCUCAGCCGCCUGGCCGUCACCGAGCACACGUACAGGAAGCCGCACCUGGCCCAGUGACCCGGCCCAAAGCCUCCGAGUGGGAAGGGCCAGAGCAAACGGGACGUCGCGCCCACCCGCCGUCGGGGACGGACUUAGUACGGCGCUAGCGGACAAAGACGGCGGCCAGCUGCCUGGUGAAAUCCCGGACCGCCGUGCGGGACCAUGAGCCGCGCGACACGGUCGCCGCGGUUUAUUUGGCCGCUCUGGCGGCGCCGUCCGGCCGUCGCGGUCGACCAGGUCGGUGCCAUGUCCCGUUUGCUCUGGCGCUUGAGAAGAGAGCUCUCAUCGCGGAGGAGCUUUCUUUUUCUCGGCGUGACUCGGCACGGGAAGGCCGCCGUCGGGAUCCGACCCCCGCAUCUCUGCCCUUUGGCACUUCAUUGACGUAGAAUUUGAGAAUGAAAAUUAUUUUUCACCGUUUCGCACUCGUCCGCAUUUUUUUUCUUCAAUUAAUUACAGCAGAUAGAAUUGCUCAAUGCAUGUGUUUCAAAUGGACUUCAUUUUUCCUGCUGCAUUUUUUUUACUUGAUUGAUUUCUGCCA
Molecule: messenger RNA, 1132 nt
Organism: Hippocampus zosterae (dwarf seahorse)
Lineage: Eukaryota; Metazoa; Chordata; Actinopteri; Syngnathiformes; Syngnathidae
Gene: tm2d1
Product: TM2 domain containing 1
Exons: 6
Coding region: 16-612 (198 amino acids)
Source: RefSeq, a predicted model, not a curated record